AUGAAUUUAGAGGUUGGUGAGCUUUCAACAGUUACUUCUGAGCAAUUUGGCUUUAAGCCGCUUUUUUCUAAGCAAUUGGUUAAUUCCUACAAUGAAUCCUUGCCAUUUAAGAAGUUAAAUUGUCUUCAAAUCAACAGUGCUUAUAAGACUUUUAUAGCUUGCGGUGCAGGUGAAGUUGUUACCGGACAAUUGAAAGAGCUACAGCAGUUUGGAGAAGGUGCAGAAACAAAUUUUACACGGCAUAAAGUCAACAGUGGUGUACUCGCUGUAGGUUUUGCUGCAGAUAGUACUGUAUAUGCGACCUUAACGGGUGAACUAUGGAGCAAAUCGCUGAGAGCUAAUGAUGAAUGGAAGUUAUUGGAUGUUGGCCUUCCAGGUGCUAUUACUGCCAUGAAAUGUUUUGCAUGUUACGUAUUUGCUUGCGUAGAGGGAUCGAAUGAAUUGUACAGAGUCCAGCUGCCUCAAAAGACAACCUUAAAGAUUGCGGAGGGGAUAUGUGAUUUUGAUGUGCUAGAGGGUAAUCUAAUAUAUAUUCAAAAGAAUUACACUAUUGUCCAAGUGAAAACAUUGAACCCUACGAGUGUUGUACGUAAAUUCCAGGUGCCAGAAAACCUACGUGAGGAUGAUAAGCGACCUAUUGCCUUAUCGUACUUGUCUCAAGAGCAAGUAUUUCUAGUUCUAGGGAUCCCAACAGAAGCAGAAGAAGUUGAUGUUCAGUAUUCGCAUAGCAUGUACGUGUGUUCAUUGUCACAGAAGAGCAUACAAGAAAGUUUCGAUUUGGUACCUGCAUUCAGUACCGUGAAUCGCAAUCCAAUAUACUAUCACUCUACAUUGUACGAUUUUACACCGGAUACUAAGCGUUUGCAUAUUAUGGCUUCUUCUUGCUCUUCUGAAUUAUCACUAAUGAAUGACACAGAAGUUAUACAACCGUUACAAGACUCCGAUGGUGCAGUUUUACCUGUAAAUCCAGACACGGAGAAUGAUACCAAUGCCCUUGGACUAGCAAUUGAUGUUGUGACCAAGACACAGGUCCUUGAACCAUGUGAAGGUGUUGAUUCCACUACUGAGCUACCCGCAAUAUAUGUAUUAACAAAUUUGGGCGUUCUACAAUGCUGGUCUCUAUUUCAUAAAGGUGCUUUAAAAAGCGGCACUCUUUCCUUGAAAGAAACUACAGCACGUCUCACAAAUGAACAGUCCACGGAUCAACUAAAAAGUGGCGAACAUGCGACUGAAUUGCAACCUACCAGUUUGUUAAAGGAAACGGAUUCCAUACGUUCCACGACCUCGAAACCAAUUCAUGGAUCCGGUGGCUACAGUGCAAAUUUUGCUGCACCAUCUCCAUUCUCUUCACUUGCAUCUUCUACAGCCUCUCCCAUAGAUAAAGAUAAUUCUGGUAAGCAAGCGUUUGCUUCAACUCCAUUUAGUGGGGCCGGUAAAGAAUCUCCUUUUGCGACGUUAUCUAAAAAUCCCACAUCUGCUUCUGCUUUGCCAGGUUUUGGACAAACUUCCUUUGCGCUUCCUGAUUCCAAGGGGUCUUCCCUUGCACCAAAUCAAUCUGUAGGUACCGGAACACCUGCUUUUGGAAAACCUGCGUUUGGUAAGCCUUCCUUUGGCUCGAUGACUGCCAAUUCCGAACCGUCCGCAUUUGGGAAAUCAUCGUUUGGCUCUCCAACUACUGCUGCCACCACUGCAUCUGCUUUUGGAAAACCAUCAUUCGGUUUCCAAAUGAAUAGUUCAGAGCCUGCUUUUGGGAAGCCUGCUUUUGGGUCUCAACCUCCUACUACCCAGAGCCCAUUUGGUAAGCUGAGCAAUGCCCCCAGUUCCAAAAAUACAACUGUAGAACUGGGUACUCCAACAUCUGGUGCAUCAGUAUUUGGAAAACCAUCAUUUGGAAUGUCAACAUCUUCAAUUGAUUCUUCUUUUGCUAAGCCGUCAUUUGGUACUGCGACGUCAUCAACUGAUUCUCCGUUUGGCAAGCCCUCCUUUGGAACUGAUACAGCCGCAACUGAUUCUCCGUUUGGCAAGCCCGCCUUUGGAACUGCCACAACCGCAACUGAUUCGCCCUUCGGUAAACCCUCCUUUGGAACUGCAAAUGAUUCCCCGUUUGGAAAAUCGCCAUUACAGCAGAAUACUAGUUCCUCCUUAUUUGGAAAGUCCUUUAAUUCAAUGGGAACUGCUUCGCCAUUUUCUGUAUUAAAAGGGUCUGAAGAAAAUUCACAACAGUCGACAACAAAAGAUCAUACUAUUGCAUCAAAUCAUGAUACCAGUAAUAAAGAUGACAAGAAAUUGGACUCAAAUGCAAGUCCGUUCUCGGUUUUGGACAUUGCGUCAACAUCAGACAAAUCAGACGGACAGUCAAGCGAUAUGAAGGUGAGCAGCUCUAAUAAGAAUAGUGAUAUCAAUAGUAAUGAAGAAAAGAUGGAGGAUGACGGUAAGCAAUCCAGUUCUUCACUUGCUAACCUUGCAAGUUCACCAGAAAGUUUGGAGAGGCAGUCUAGUGAUGCUAAAAUAAACAGUUCCACUAAUGAUAGUACGGAAAACCAAGUUGCCAUGAAGCAUGGCGAACCAUUGUCGAUAAACUCAUUGACAGCUCGUAUUAAGAAGGCUGCCAAUAUUUCUAGUAGUGAAAUUUCCAAUUCAGUAGUAAAGGAUGACAGUCCUGAGGGUAAAAAUACGGCGAGCUUUUCAUUUGCUGAGUUUUCAAAUAGCUUGAAACCGGAAAGUUCAAUGAAGCACGCUCCCGCUUUAAGUUUUGAUUUAAUGAAAAGUAAACUUCGUGAUUACGAUUCUGAAAAUGAUUCUGAUUCUAGUGAAGAUGCAGAAAGCGCCAGCGAUUCUGAAGAUGACGACGAUGAGCGGUCUGUUGGAAAUUCUGACGAGGCUGAUAUCACGACGGCGGAUGAUAUUGAGAAAACAGCUGCAUUCGUUAAUGAAGAAGUUACCUCAUUUGUAUCAAAACCUAAAGGUAAUUUAGUAAAAAGCAGCCUACCUAAUGAGUUGGAAAAGAACAAGCAGCCAUAUUUUGCAGAAAAGACUCCAGAAAGAACAGUUCAACAGGAAUCUCUACAGGGUGGAAGUAGUGCAACAAAUCAGCAGAUCGCAGUCCCUAAGAGUGAAACUCAAACACCACAACCCUCUCCUAUAGGGCAAGAGCACAUGACCUCUGGGAAAAGCUCUAACUGGAAUACAGAACCCAAAUUUCAAAAACUUCCAGACACAGAUGAUAUACCAUCAACUAUGAGUACUCCAGAAUUCCUAAAUUCGGCACCAAAACUUUCGCCCCAAAGAACGUUGUCAAAACAACCAGUAAUUCCUACACCUUCUAAGACAGAUAUUCAGCAACAGUGUCCAAAAACUGAUAAUGGUUCUAACGAAGAUAUGAAUUCCUUGGAACAAAGCUCUUCUCCUGUGCCAAUGAAGUCCUUUUAUAUUGGUGCCGAUACUAAGAAAGUAAAAUUAGUUUCGAAGAAUCCUAUCGUCAAUUCCAUGGAAAAAACAUACCAUUAUAUUGAGGCAGAGAUUGAAGUAUUACAAGAAAAUCUAACCAAUCUUGGUGAAUUUAUUGAUGACCAAAGUAAGAUUCCUUAUGAGAAAUCCCUAAAAUCAUUAAACUGCAUCCCCAGCUGGAGGCUAAGUGAGGUUCAAAGGUUGAUUAAAAUAAUGACAGAUAAUGCCAAUGAACUCAAGCAACAUCAAGAUAAAGUAAGGAAUUUGGACAACGAAUCUAACAUCGAUUGCAAAACAAUGGAAAAGAUGCAAACUAUGCUAAGAGAUUAUUACCUACAUCUCGAAUAUUUUAACAAAGAAUGCGAUAAUGAUUUACGUAACAUAUCAUUACCUCAAAUUACAAUGCAGACAAAAUUGCGCUCUAAGUUAGCCAAGGUAAAUGACUGGUUGAGGACGAUACUAGAGUUGCUGCAACUAAUGAAACUAUAUACCAUAAAAGACAAGGCUGAAAAUAUGGCAAUAGUGCGCAAGCUGGUUAACGACAGCAUUGAAAGGGGUACACUUUUAGAGAAUAUCCAGUCGUUAAGAAACGACAUAUCUAAACUAAGUGAAGACAAAUCUAAAAGAGGCUUGCCAUCGGAUAAAUCCUUACAACCCAGCUUAACCAGUGGGCCGAUAGUUAAAAAAUCAAUGGAGAUUAACGUGCGUAAACAACUGGGUUUGUUCUUCAAAUCACAAAUUAAAUAG
This is a messenger RNA of Eremothecium sinecaudum, 4194 nucleotides long. RefSeq names its product FG-nucleoporin NUP159 (gene NUP159). NCBI's taxonomy places the organism in Eukaryota, Fungi, Ascomycota, Saccharomycetes, Saccharomycetales, Saccharomycetaceae. The transcript has a single exon. Gene Ontology annotation, molecular function: protein binding. Bases 1 to 4194 code for a protein of 1397 amino acids. The record is from RefSeq and is a predicted model, not a curated record.